This is a messenger RNA of Larimichthys crocea (large yellow croaker), 2292 nucleotides long. It is a transcript of the gene sertm1, whose product is annotated as serine rich and transmembrane domain containing 1. The record is from RefSeq and is a predicted model, not a curated record. Gene Ontology annotation, cellular component: intracellular membrane-bounded organelle. NCBI's taxonomy places the organism in Eukaryota, Metazoa, Chordata, Actinopteri, Sciaenidae. Bases 373 to 714 code for a protein of 113 amino acids. The transcript has 2 exons.
UCUUCUCAAGUAAGCAAAAACAACCCAAAACAUCAGCAUCACUCAUCACUCGCAGCUUCUCAGUGGCAGACCUUGUGCAUGUGAGUCCAUUCAUACAGAGGAUCCACAUCUGACUACUCCAGCUGUAGUGCCUGUGCUGUGUGUGUGUGUGUGUCUGAGUGUGUGUGUGUCACACUGAAUGACAUACAAAGGAAGAGGGAGAGAGAGUGAGAGAGAGUGAGAGAGAGAGAGAGCGUACAGGCUCACAGAGAAGAUCUCAGGGGCAACAGAUCUGGUCUGCUCAGCUGUAAAAGACCAAACACAACGGGAUGGAUCUUUGCACAACGUGAACGAGAGCGAAGAACAGCUGCCGCACACACACAGAAAGUCACGAUGUCAGGGAUGGACGUCCCAUUGGUAGACCACAAUGAGACGGGAAUCUUUCCGAUAGACAAUGGGACUUUCCUCCGUUUCUCCCCAACCUCUGCUUCCACGUCGGCGGCCGCAUCAUCACCAGGACGUCCGGGCAACGUUUACAUUUAUGUGUGGCUCUUCCUCGGCCUGCUGGUGUUCCUGCUGACGCUGCUCAUCAUCUCCCUCCACAGACUGAAGAACAUCAUCUCCUCCUCCUCCUCUGUGCCCGACUGCAGCAGCGAGGGAGGUAGCUCCUUCACCAACAUGGAGAUCUGCAGCAUCUCAUCUCAGAGGUCCACCAUCUCCUCAUUGUCCACCUGAGGGAGAUGGGAGGGGCAGCACAUGCAGACGAACGGACAGAGAUGUCCAAGUACAUUUCCUCAUGCAUGCACACAACAACAGGCAAAGCAUGCAAACACACAAAGCACACAGACACAGAGACAGCAUGGCAUUACAUGCAUGUAUAUUCUAAUCCAGAUUAUCCAGUGAGUCUGGUGUUUUAAUGCCUAGACACAAGUGGAAAUAUAGCUUGAAAUGUGAUGAAGAGAUCUUCAGGGGUGUGAGCGACUGAACAUUUCUGAACAACUAAGACAAACAAGCCUGAGGAACUGUUUUUUCUUUGUAGGAAAAAGCAUCGUGAGGAACAGUUAUCUUUCAUUUCAUGCUCUGUACUUGUCAAGUAGAAUGAGUAACAUUGCUUUCAUGUGAUGCUUUGUACAGCAUGUCUCAUAAUGCCUGUAGACUACAUAAAAAAAUCUGAAUUACAGUAAUAUUAAAGACCAUUACUUUGUACAGAAAUGAAAUUUUUCUGCCUCAGCUGUCAGUCGGUGAGACUUUGAGAUGCAGCAGCAGAGUAAAACACCUUAAAAACUGCACAACUGAACGGAUUCCUUGGGAAAUUCUUGGUAAUGCAGACCUCGCCACUGAUGUAAGGUGAGAGAGAAUUGAGGGUUGCGUGUUAAGACCUAUCGACAGCCAUCUGCGGCUACAGAAAGGCCGGGGCAAAAGUGGCAUAAACAACAAGAUGAAACUGUGGUCCUGAAAGACAGGUCUACCAGCGUGACGGAUUACCCUGUCCUGCCUGUCAGCGCGCACGGUGUCUGAUCGCAGUCUCCAUAGUGACUGAAGCAUGAGAGCUCUGUGCAGCUGUCAGCCUCGUCCAGGAUAAAGCCACAGCGAUGUCUGCUUCUGCUCCAAACACAUCAUUUUUAUUUUGAUACUGUCAUAUGUAGGUUCUCUGACUUCACACAGUGAGAACAAAUGAUUUUAAAAAGUUUGAUUCAUCUUCAUCACACGGCAGAGAUGACUGCUCCGAAGACACCAACAAUACAACACAUCACGUCUGUCUGUGUUCUUCUUUCACAAAUCUCUGUUCACACAUCAAUCUGUGUGUUUCAGGUGCUACAUGGACCAUUUUAACUGAAAACACUCUCUCUGCUCUGGUCACUGUUUAUAUGAGGCGCAGUAAAGACUGCACUCUUCAAUGAUUGUUUUUUUUCAUGUCAAUUUAGACAAACACAUGUAGCAUAAUCCAUGAAGUCAAAAGUGAAACUGUAAAUGUUCCUGUGUCGCAUGGACACAAAUAAAGAAAAACGAUUUUAAUUCCAGAUGUAACGAAUGUAAUCAACUUUUUCCAGCUCCAUGCCCAAAUUUAGACGACAAAAUGAGUGUUUAAAAAAGACGAGCUCAGUGUUUCAUGAUGAAUCUGUACGCACACCAAUCAAAAAGCUAUUAUGGUUUAAUGUAACACAGAAAAACAUUGUUUUUUUUCGUCUGGUGGGUGUUAAAAUAAUACAGUGAAGAUUAUGUUGUUUAGCCUGUUGAAUUAGAGCUGUCAUUUUCAGUCCUGCAAACACAGACGCAACAUUUCAUGAAGGCACAAAAUUGAUUAAAAUUCUU